GACGUGUCUUUGAUUGUUGCGGCGAAAUCCGAAAACCAAAAAAAAAAACGUAUCCGAAGAAUAUUACCAAUAAACUCGUUUGAUCGCGAACCAAAUACAAAAAAAAAAAAAAACGAAAUAAGGGCCAAAAAGGAUACCUUUGGCACUCAAGUGCCACGUGCAGGGCAAGAAUGAAGUGCUCUUGAACCGAACACACACAAGCUGAAUUGCAACCGAUAAGCAAGAAGCAGAAGCGCUCAGCAAGAAGCGAAAGCAAAAAGCGCAAGCAAAAGCAAGCGAACGAAGUGAACAAAACGCGACAAGCGACUGACAAGCGCGAGAACGUGCAAAGCAGCCGCUCUUAGAUGGCGUCGCGGCAUAAACUUGCAACUGGACGCAUUAGUCGCAUUAGCCGCAUUAGCCGCGUCAUGAGCUAUACGAAUUACGCCCUGCUGAUGGCCACGACGCUGCUGGUGUUAAUCUCGGCACAUGUCAAAAGCGCCAAGCUGCAUGAGGAGCCGGCAAUGGAUGUGGGUGCAACCACGUCCAUGGAUAGCAUUGCAACUGACAAGCAUGCGCGUGACACCGACACCAAAGCAACAACUGCCACACAUCCUUAUCAGCACCAUCAGCAGCUGCAUCAUGGCCACAAGACGCACGUGCAUCACCUGGCUCCGCUGAAUAAUCGCCGGGCCUAUCACAGCAAGUACAGCAUCCAGCAGCUGCUGCAAAUGCGAGUGACUCCAAAGGUGUCCAAUGACAUCGACAUGGAUCCCUGCAAGUCAGGCGGCUUCAUGGGCGAUAUUGCGCUCCCCAAUGACGAUACAGGGCCGGUGGUGGCACACACUCCAACUGACGACGGGGCAACGAGUGAGGAACCGCUGCCGAAAAAGGAGGACGAGCUUAUGUUAGCGGAUGCAGUAUCAGUGCCGGCAAAAUACAAUGCGACUUUUCAACUGGACCUCGAGAAGCUCAAGCAGGAAGUGUACAACGAGGGUCUGCAGGUGGAGGAGGAGGGGCUAACGGACAUAAUACGCAAGAAGACCAAACUGCCCAGCGGGGGAGCCAUCAUGACUGGCCAGACGCUGACCAAAGCAAGUGGCAUUCACAAUAAUGAUGCCACCAUAAGCGCCAAUGAGCCGUUAAAGCCUAGCGCGCAGGCCUUAUCCGACAUCGCCCAUCCUCCCAACUACAAGAAUGAGGUACUGCCGGCUCUAGAAUCUACGGUUAUCGAGCAUCGUCGCAUUGAGGAGUUGAAUGUUGCACCUGCUAUGCUGCAGUACAACAAAUCACAAGCGCUGCUCCGCAAUGUAGAUGCUCGGAAAAUACAAUCGAACAAUAAGGAUAUUGAGGACGAUUCGGGCAACAAUUUUGUCGCAGAGCGACGCCAACACAUUGUGCCCACCUCGCUGCCCACGCAGAGAUCGACGAUGCCCAAUGUAUAUAGCAAUGCCGGUGGCAAUGGCAUGCAUCUGGACGAGGAUGUGGACUUCUUGCAUUCCCAAGGCGUGGUUCGAAGAAGACAUCGACGGGGCCCCAAACAUCGCAACAGUCAGUGGGAGGAGUAUGUCAGCAAAGUGCAGCGGUUGCGCGAAGAGCUCAAUCGCCCUCAAGGCCCGCAUCCGCACCAGGGACAACACAGGCAACAUCAUCAUAAGAAGCAUCGUCAGCAUCGUCGACGGGGUCGUGGGCGUAGCACUCCGUCGCCUUUAAAUGGGUACUCGACGCCAGCGCCAUUUGAUGAUGGCAAGCUUGCAACGGGUGUGGCAGAUACAGAUAACCUGAAGCAGCAGGAACAGCAUCAUCGAGUGGCACGUGCCGUGACCGCAAAAAAAGAGCGUAUUUGGGAUUACGGUGUCAUUCCCUAUGAGAUCGAUGGCAACUUCAGCGGCCUGCACAAAGCUCUCUUCAAGCAGGCCAUGCGCCACUGGGAGAACUCUACCUGCAUCAAGUUUGUGGAGCGCGACUCCGAAAUACACCCAAACUAUAUUGUAUUUACCAUACGCAGCUGCGGCUGCUGUUCGUUUGUUGGUAAGCGUGGCAAUGGUGCACAGGCCAUUUCAAUUGGACGCAACUGUGACAAGUUUGGCAUUGUGGUACAUGAGCUGGGGCACGUGGUUGGCUUCUGGCACGAGCACACGCGUCCUGAUCGGAAGAACCAUGUGGUAAUAGAGCGCAAUAACAUUAUGAAGGGUCAAGACUACAAUUUCAACAUGCUGUCCGACGAUGAGGUUGACUCACUGGGCAUGGCCUACGAUUACGAUUCGAUUAUGCAUUAUGCGCGCAACACGUUCUCCAAGGGCACCUAUCUGGACACCAUAUUGCCCAUAGAAGUGAAGGGUCGCAAAAGACCGGAGAUUGGUCAACGGUUGCGUCUCAGUCAGGGUGACAUUGCACAGGCCAAUCUGCUGUACAAGUGCCCCAAGUGCGGUCGCACCUUUCAGGAGAGCACGGGCAUCUUCUCCAGCCCCGUCUACUACACGGCGGGCGCGCUCAGUAAUGAUACGGAACACUGCGAGUGGCGUAUAACAGCAACGCACGGCGAACGGGUUGUAUUGCGAUUGGAGAAUAUGAAUAUCUUCAAAUCAAACAAUUGCGAGACUGAUUAUUUAGAGGUACGCGAUGGCUACUACUUCAAGUCACCACUCAUUGGUCGAUUCUGUGGCAAGGUGGCCAACGAUGUGAUCACCACCCAGUCCAGUCGCAUGCUCCUGACCUAUGUGAAUAACCAUCGUGCCGAUGGGUAUCGCGGCUUCAAGGCCGAAUUCGAUGUUGUUUGCGGCGGCGAUUUGUCCGUGGAUGAUGCGGAGGGACGCUUGGAGUCACCCAACUAUCCGCUGGACUAUUUGCCCAACAAGGAAUGCGUGUGGAAAAUUACAGUGCCAAAGGGUUUUCAAGUGGCGCUGAAAUUCCAGUCGUUUGAGGUCGAGAACCAUGAUAGCUGUGUCUAUGACUACGUCGAGGUGCGGGACGGGCCCGCACAGGAUGCGCCGCUAAUUGGCGUUUUCUGUGGCUACAAAGCGCCCCCAAACAUGAAGUCAAGUGGCAAUUCGAUGUACGUAAAAUUUGUGUCGGACACAUCGGUGCAGAAGGCGGGCUUCUCAGCCGUAUUUAUGAAGGAGGUGGACGAGUGCGAGACACAGAAUCAUGGCUGUGAGCACGAGUGCAUCAACACGCUCGGCGGCUACGAAUGUAGCUGCCACAUUGGCUACGAGCUGCACAGCGAUAAGAAGCAUUGCGAAGAUGCCUGCGGCGGCGUCAUCGAGUAUCCGAAUGGCACCAUUACCUCCCCAUCGUACCCCGAAUUCUAUCCGGUGUUGAAGGAGUGCAUUUGGGAGAUUGUUGCACCACCGAAGCAUAAAAUAUCAUUGAACUUCACGCAUUUCGAUCUGGAGGGGACGGCCCAUCAGCAAUCCGAUUGCGGUUAUGAUUCGGUGACUGUUUACUCCAAACUCAGCGAGAAUCGUCUGAAGCGCAUCGGCACAUUCUGUGGCAGCGCCAUUCCGCCCACAGCCACAUCGGACAGUAACGCGCUGCGCGUUGAGUUCCACUCGGACAAGUCAAUACAGCGUACGGGCUUUGCUGCCGUAUUCUUUACGGAUAUCGACGAGUGUGCUGUCAAUAAUGGAGGUUGCCAGCAUGAGUGCCGUAAUACAAUUGGAUCUUAUAUGUGCUUCUGUCACAAUGGCUACUCCUUGCAUGAGAAUGGACGUGACUGCAAGGAGGGUGAGUGCAAGAACGAGAUAACCGGCGCCUUCGGCACCAUCUACAGUCCCAACUAUCCGGACAGCUAUCCUCCAAAUGCGGACUGUGUUUGGCACUUCUCUACAACGCCAGGACAUCGCAUCAAACUCAUUUUCAAUGAGUUCAAUGUGGAGUCACAUCAGGAAUGCUCCUAUGAUAAUGUGGCCAUUUACGAUGGUGAAUCGGAGCUCAGCUCCUUGCUGGGACGUUUCUGUGGCGAAAAGAUACCUUACCCCAUAUCAUCCAGCACCAAUCAGCUCUAUAUGGUGCUGAAGACGGAUAAGAACAAGCAAAUGAAUGGAUUUAUGGCAGUGCAUUCGACUUCCUGCGGUGGCUAUCUGCGUGCCACAAAUCAUGUGCAGCAGUUCUAUUCGCAUCCGCGAUUUAGCAAUCAGGAUUACGACGACAACAUGGACUGCGAGUGGACGAUUCAAGCGCCGCCCAACAGCAAUGUGCAGCUGCUCUUCCUCACCUUCGACAUUGAGAGCAGCGAGAAUUGCACCUACGACUAUGUGCAGGUGUUCUCGGGUAUGGAGGACACCAGCGGGCCCAUGUAUGGCCAAUACUGCGGCAAUGUGCUGCCACAGGACAUCAUCUCGAUGACCGAUUCGCUGCUUGUGCGUUUUAAAACGGACGACUCGAUUCCGAUGAAGGGAUUCUCUGCAUCGUAUGUGGCCGUCGAUCCGUUUGAGAACAGUGAUGAGGAUGUGGAAAAUUCGUAUAGCUCGGAGAUGGUUACACCAUUUCCAGGCUCACUCAAAAGCAUCUACAAGCCGGAUUCCGAGGAGGUGGACGACUAUAGUGACUUUAGCGAGAAUCAGCUGGCCAAUGCUCAUUAUCGUCGUCACCAUAUCCAACCCAUCAGUUACUCAUCCUGGAUGAAUUAGACAGACAGACAAUGCACUGGCAAUGCACAAAAAUAAAACAUUAUGACAAUAUAUAUAUAUAUAUUACGAGUAAAAUGGAAUUUAUUUAAUUAUUUAGGCAUAUCGUCGCGUACAUAUAGCAACACAUUUUUGCUCUCUUUACAUAAUCAUAGAUUUCAUUUCGACCAUAUUCGAAUAUUAAGUAUACCUAGAUAUUCAGAACAAAUCGUUAGGUUAUAGUAGAAUGUCAAGCAUAUCGCUAUAAAAAAAAAAAAACAAAAAAAAAUAAAACAAAAUGAAGAAAAGUGUAAGAACUCUCUCAAGCCAUACAAAUGAUUUGAUCGGCUUAGGAUCCUAAAUAAUGUGUACUAUCAAUGAUUAAAUAUGUAUAUGAAAUUCAUGAACAAUUGCCAUAUAAUAUUUAUUGACGUUUCCUUAACGCCUACGGCCCCAGUACUACACCGAUCUAUAUGUGUAACUACGUAUGUAUGUAUGUAUACCUAUUCUAGUGUUUAAAAAUUUUAAACUUAAUGUGCAAUUUGUGUAAACAGUUUCUGCCAGGGACCAUAA
Molecule: messenger RNA, 5159 nt
Organism: Drosophila grimshawi
Lineage: Eukaryota; Metazoa; Arthropoda; Insecta; Diptera; Drosophilidae
Gene: tok
Product: dorsal-ventral patterning protein tolloid
Exons: 14
Coding region: 345-4610 (1421 amino acids)
Biological process (GO): proteolysis
Molecular function (GO): calcium ion binding; zinc ion binding; metalloendopeptidase activity
Source: RefSeq, a predicted model, not a curated record